This is a messenger RNA of Stereum hirsutum FP-91666 SS1, 1506 nucleotides long. RefSeq lists its product as uncharacterized. Bases 1 to 1506 code for a protein of 501 amino acids. NCBI's taxonomy places the organism in Eukaryota, Fungi, Basidiomycota, Agaricomycetes, Russulales, Stereaceae. The transcript has 4 exons. The record is from RefSeq and is a predicted model, not a curated record.
AUGUCUCGGAAACACGCGUGCUCUGCCUCUUCGAAGGAAAUCGACUACGUGAGCGAUGUCACCGACCCCAAUCCCUACGGUUAUACAGAUAAGAACCUCGAAACACCUCCACCAAGCGACCACUCUGGCGACGAUUACUGCGAGGGCGAUCCAUUCGAUUAUUUUGAAGCCUCUCGCUCUCUUCGAUCGGCUGAUCUCAGAAUCGACAUGGCCGGGGGAGUCGCCUUUCACAUAUUGCUUCGAUGGUGUAUCCUCACACAUGAGCCUUGGAAGGACGAGCACAGUCAUCGUAUUGAGGCUACUUGUGUGCAAGAGGCACAUUUGAUUGACAGAAAAACCUCCAGGAAAUCGUGCGAGAUUUUCGAAAAGAUAUGGUGUAUUCCCAAGGGUAGAUUCAGGCUUCACUCUCCCUUGAACAUUGUACCUCUUCGAGCCGACUGGCACAGGGGUUUAGAUUGUAGAGGUUGGGUCAUGCUGCCACUUCAAUCUACCCUGGUUGCGAUCAACGAGAAUCUGAAGAAGAGUCCCAAGAACGCUGCGGCUGUCGCACCUUGGGUCCAAGAGGACGGCAAGACUAAUUAUCAGCGCCAUCAAUACAUGUUCAUACCUCUUGACGAGCGAAGUCGUACUAUCCCCAUCGCGACACGCAAGCUCUCAAAGGACCCGAAGGGCGAAGGCAUCGUGACCCAAGGGGGUACAAAGGACGACCUCGUUUUCCACGACGGGGCCGCCGGGCUUAGGAUCCACUCGCUUGCUCACCCCUUUCCCGUUAUACGGAAGGCAGUCAAGAUGUUCGGUGAACACACCAGUAUGGCAGAGCUUGCUGACAAUCCCUCGGAACACGCGACUUGUAUGGUUUUGGCUCAGAUGAUAUAUAGCCGAUGGCUCAAACUCGCGGGUGGUGAAAAGGCUUUGAACAGGCGAUUUGGCGAAGAUGAAAGUGAUGAAGAUGGGGCAGACGCAGCUGCAAAUGAGGGAGACCGAAGUGGCAGCAAACAGGAACGCGACGAGUUCGACCCCUCUGGAAACGACGAAGAUCGUUUGGAAGACGCCUUGAACGACGGUGAGGCACCUAACGGAGACCCCUACAGUAUUGGCCCACAUAGGCAAGCUUUCGACAUUCCGGAAGAUGCCCCUUCUUUGGUGUCCGACUCUUCUAGUGCGAAAGCUCCGAACCCCACACCGGGACCCGACUAUUCGAAGAGCAUUGCACUUUGGGUCGGCCCUCUUCCACGUCUCCAUAAAACAACCCCCCUCCCAUUCUAUGACGAAGACUCGGAGAGUGAAGACGAAGAGAACGGGAAGCGUCCGUCUCGUUUGAUGCCGUCCGAAUCCAGGAAGGUCCUCCUCGACAGGUGGUUCAACAACGACUUCAAGGUUGCAGACAGCCCGAUCUCUGUCGCCGAGGCUCGCUCUGCGCACCCUGCGAAGGUAGUAGAUCCGUCUUACGAAGAGGAUCGGCCUGUCGGUAGCAAGCGGAGGAGGGCGUUAACCGAUGAUGCGUGA